UUUUCCUCACUUAUUUAUACCCUACCAUUUGACACAUGUUUGUGCAACAUUUCAUUUCUCAUCAUCAUGGAGCUUCUGAUCUCCUUCAUUCUCCUCUUCACCUUUGUCUCCAUACUCAUUGCAUUGUUCUUCACUCAUAGUCUUUCAAAUCCCCACAAGCCCCUCAAAAACCUGCCACCUGGACCAUGGAAGCUGCCUCUUCUUGGCAACAUUCACCAAUUUGUUGGGCCACUUCCCCAUCAAACUCUCAGAAACUUGGCUAACCAAUUUGGACCCUUGAUGCACCUCCAACUUGGUCAAACUUCACACAUAAUAGUCUCUUCACCAGAUAUUGCCAAAGAGGUUAUGAAAACUCAUGAUGCCAUCUUUGCCAACAGGCCUCAUCUUAUUGCUUCAAAAUUCUUUCUUUAUCAUACCACCGACAUAGUCUUUUCUCCCUACGGAAAAACUUGGAGACAACUUAAAAAGAUUUGCAUUUCUGAGUUGCUACAUGCAAAGCAUGUUCAAUCACUGAGAUGCAUAAGAGAAGAAGAGGUAGCUAAUCUAGUUAGAAAGCUGUGUGCCAAUGAAGGAUCGAUCGUGAACCUCACCAAGGAAAUUGAGUCGGUCAUGAAUGUAAUAAUUGUCAGAGCAUCAAAUGGCAAAAGGUGCAAAGACCAAGAAGCGUUCAUAUCAGCCAUGGAGCAAACGUUGCAGUUGUUGGGAGGCUUCUCCAUUGCUGAUUUCUACCCUUCAAUCAAAGUGCUUCCUUUUCUUACAGGAAUCAAAACUAAACUUGAAAGAGCACAGAGAGAGAAUGACAAGAUCCUAGAAACUAUGGUGAAGGAUCACAUGGAAAAAAAUACCAACAGCCAGAAGGAGAUGCAAGAGGAUUUCAUUGAUGUUCUUCUCAAAACACAAAAAAGAAAUGACUUGGAAAUUCCCCUGACUCACAACAACAUUAAAGCUGUCAUCUGGGACAUGUUUGUGGGUGGGACUGCAGCACCAGCAGCGGUUGUAGUAUGGGCAAUGUCAGAACUGAUGAAAAAUCCUGAGGUAAUGGAGAAGGCACAGAGUGAGGUGAGAAAGGUGUUCAACGAGAAAGGUUAUGUGGAUGAAGAAGAAGUUGGAAAGUGUGAAUACUUAAAUUCAGUGAUGAAAGAAACAAUGAGGCUGCAUCCACCAGAGGCAUUGUUAGUUCCAAGAGAAAACAGUGAGGCUUGUGUGAUCAAAGGGUAUGAAAUCCCUGCAAAGAGUAAGGUGAUUAUCAAUGCUUGGGCCAUUGGGAGAGACCCGAUGUAUUGGAAUGAAGCAGAGAGAUUUGUGGCUGAGAGAUUUAUUGAAAGUUGUUAUGAUUUCAGUGGCACAAACUUUGAAUACAUCCCUUUUGGGGCUGGAAGGAGAAUUUGUCCAGGAGCUGCAUUUUCUGUGCGUAACAUGUUGCUGUUAUUGGCCAAUUUGCUUUACCAUUUUGUUUGGAAGCUGCCAUAUGGAACCACACACCAAGAAUUCGACAUGUCCGAGUCCUUUGGCCUUACUGUUAGAAGAGCAAAUGAUCUUUGCUUAAUUCCCAUGUCUUAUCACCCUUCCACCAUUGCCAAUCACUAAAACUUUAAGUUCGGUCCUCUCGUAUUUUGGUAAGAAAUAUAUUUUCAGAAAUGUGUGUAAUCCAAAAUAUAAUAUUUCUAUUCUUGUUUUGUUGUUAACAAUAAAUUUUUAUU
Vigna radiata var. radiata (mung bean) is the source of this 1700-nucleotide messenger RNA. RefSeq names its product cytochrome P450 71D10. The transcript has 2 exons. Lineage: Eukaryota; Viridiplantae; Streptophyta; Magnoliopsida; Fabales; Fabaceae. Bases 67 to 1587 code for a protein of 506 amino acids. Gene Ontology annotation, molecular function: monooxygenase activity; oxidoreductase activity, acting on paired donors, with incorporation or reduction of molecular oxygen; iron ion binding. The record is from RefSeq and is a predicted model, not a curated record.